This is a messenger RNA of Perca flavescens (yellow perch), 4815 nucleotides long. RefSeq names its product shortage in chiasmata 1 (gene shoc1). NCBI's taxonomy places the organism in Eukaryota, Metazoa, Chordata, Actinopteri, Perciformes, Percidae. Gene Ontology annotation, molecular function: ATP hydrolysis activity; single-stranded DNA binding. Gene Ontology annotation, cellular component: condensed nuclear chromosome. The transcript is spliced from 28 exons. The record is from RefSeq and is a predicted model, not a curated record. Bases 17 to 4588 code for a protein of 1523 amino acids. Gene Ontology annotation, biological process: resolution of meiotic recombination intermediates.
AGCCGUUAUUGUCAUUAUGUCUGAAACCGACACUUCUUUUCCUACUCAAACCUUCUCUGCUAACAGUUUUAAAGCUCUUGACUAUGUCUUUGAGACCACCACCAGUCUGAAAGUGAUGAUGAACCUACUGGCUCUGCCAGCACCUUACUGUACUGGUACCAGCGACCUGUACCCGCACAGUGGAAAGCUGCCUGAAGUCACGUACAGGACACCGUGGAUCAGAGGAAAGGUGAUCUCAACCUGCAAACUCUUUGUCAGUGGUUCUGUGCUCGAUGACCUAGGAGGAAAAAAGCAACCAGAUAAUUCACCAGAAAGAUUUAAAGUGGCUCUGAGUGAGGUGGAAGGGGAUGUGGAGAUGAUACCCAGCUCUAAUCCUGACUCACUGAAGGAUCUUGACCAGGAUGAGUAUGUUUGCCUUUUAAAAGAGUCACAGGUCAAUGAUCCAUGUCAGGAGUCAUUUUUCAAUUUGACAACUGACCAGAUGAAACAUGGAAAUGACAAGAAAGAUCUCCUUCUGCCAGAAGAGCUCAUCGUUGUCGAUUACCUGACACACUUUAAGAGACAUUUGCCCACGCUGAAAGCCAAACUGUCCAGGCUGAGGAUGCUUCCUGUGGCCGACCCUCUGCAGAGCUCGACAGGAGAUGCUAUCUCUGAGGACACCAUAUUCAGGCACAAUGCGUCUUAUGAAAAACCUCCUGAUGUGUACGCCAGUGACAUUCAGACGUGUGCAAACAUUCACGAGGAGUUUGGUAAAGAGUCACUAAUGAACGAAGAGUCUCUGCUGCUGCCGGAUGUAGUUGACACACUGGAUCUGAGCCAAGAAAUCUGCACCGCCUUUUCAAGCAUUUGCACGAAAAUGGAUUUUGCUCCUGAACAGCUGGAUGAUCAGCUUCCAGCCCUGGAUAUGCUUCAUAAAGCUUCCCUUGCAGAUGCAUCAGUAUCGGUGGAUAUUUCCCGGUAUGAAAUACCAGAGGAGCUCAGCAGGAAAUGCAAGAUGGAAGGAGGUCUGAUGGAGCUGGCAGGCCGCGCAACGCUUCCAACUGAAAUGGAGCUGGAGGUGAUUUUGACGCCGAGUCCCAAGAAGGGUCAAACCCAAAUCUGUCUGUCCACAUGUGAACUCCAAGAGGAAGAGUUGUCCGCGCUCAGCAGACGAUCUUUGAUGUCGGCGAGAGCUCAGGACGAGAUGGAGACGGCCCUUUGGCAGGCGGAGAAGCAUCCAACCUUUGUGGUGGGCUUUCUGUUGGCAGAGCCUCAAAUAUGUGAACCAGCUGUUGACUUCCAGCCGCUGUCUGAAGCCUGGAAGGUCAUACAGUCGGAGAAAGAAAGCGGCGUCAGUGUCGGUGACAAACAGUCCCAGAUGGAGACGGGAGCCCCCCAGGUGUACUUGUGCAGCAGCAGUGAGUUCACAGAGAGCAUGCGGUCCGACCUUCCCUCCACCGAGGAGGAAAAGAUGGAAGACUUCAAAAAACUGUCACCUGAACAUGUGGAGAUCGCAGACAGAUCCGUCCUGAUGAAUCGCGCAAACAUAACUCCGUUACCUCAACUGAAAAAAUGUGAAACCGUUGCUUCUCCUGCUGAAGCUACUGCGGACGACACCUUUCUUCAAAAAGAAACGGUUGCUGAUAUGUCUCAGAGCGCCUUCCUGAUGCACCCUGUCAACGCAAACAAUAAGGACGUAAAACCUGCCACCUUUAUAUUUUCAAAACCUGCUGCUGUCACACACACCAGAGACGAAGUUUCAGGCGAGAGGUUUUUAGAAGUUGCAGCCAGGUUCCCUGCUCGUAAGAACAACGCUGACACGAGUAGAGACGACUGUAGGACAGAGCGGAGCGUCAUGUCCUCCAGAGACGAUCACAGAGGUCCGCUGGUUACGAGACGGCCAUCGGAUAAGGACCUGGACCCGCUGUCCACCUUCAUGAUCCUGAGAUCUCAGCAGAUGGCUCAGGUUACUGUAACACCUCAGAGCUCAACUCCAGCACCUAACCGGCACCAGCAAACACCACCAUCCGAGCAUCAUCAGCUCCCUCCAGAGCAGAUGCAAAGAUCAGAUCAGAGGCCGAUGUACAUAAGUGGUGCUGUCUCAGGGAUUGCCACCAGAGAGCAGAAAGCCGCCUUUCAGUCGACGGGUCACCUCAUCAGUCAUCCUGUCCGUCAGUCCAUCCCUCAGGACAGACAGGGCAGCAGAGUAGUCCAAGUCCAAGCUACCGAGAGCCAGCAGCGUGCCCACUGUGAGCUGCAGGCCUUCGCUCAGCCUUGUUUGAACUCUGCUCGACAGCUGGGCCUCAACUUCCCAGUAUUGGGAGACUUCAGCUGCCUGGCCCCGGACCAAACACACUUCCUUCUCAAGCAGCAGGAAAAGGCGCUCUGCAGGACACCGAAGACAGAGCUGGUCAGAGAUCAGGAAGUGCUUUUCGACCAGGCAGCUCUGAUUCACGUGCUGGUGACAUUCAAGGAGCUUCUGCUGAAGUGCGACCUCAGUACUGCAUUGGAGUACCUGACCAAGGCAGCUGAGGUGUGUGCUGAGCGGAGUCUGGAGCAGCUGGUGAAGAGGCUGCAGAUCCUCCUCUACCUCAGUCACAAGAACCAGGAGUGCAACCUCAAACUGCUGGAGCUGCAGCAGCUGCUGGCUGCAUGGCUGCAUGGCAGGACAGGACCGAACACUGUGGAGAAAAUUCUUGUCAUAAUAUCAGUCGACUCUGACGACAUCAGAUCUUCAAUCAUCAGCAGUUUGAGCCACGCCACUGGUGCUGCUGUAACUGCAGUUUGUCCUGAGGAGGACAAGAAAAAACUGAACGGUGCCAGUGUGGUCAGCAGCACGUACGACAGUGUGUGCGUGGUGGUGUAUGAGCAGCACAUAGGGCCCGACUUCCCCUGGAGCUGUUUCUCUCUGGUGGUGGAGUACGACCAUCCAGGCCAGUCGCCAUGGGCAACCGUGUGCAGAGAGAGGAGCAUCAGUCACCUCGCCUUCAACACAAUCCUCAACGACACCGAAAAGGGAAAAACCUCGUGGUGCCUGGAGGACAAUGUGCCAUAUGUGUUGUCUGUGACAGAGGGGCUUCUUAACUGUCCACUGCUGCUACAGACACUCGAGUCAGGGUUUAAUAUAACUGUGCUUGAGAGGAGCUACUGUCCGUCCCUGCAGAUGCUCGGAGGAACCCAUCACUACGCUGUGAUCACGGUGGAUGAAAGCACCGCUAUCGUCAUUCAGGAGGAAGAUGAACUUUAUCAGGAGAGAGCCAGUGAGGGAGUAGUGAUGAGGCUUACCGCUCUCUCUUUGCAGUACAACUGCUGUUGGCUCAUCCUGCACUGCAGAGACAGCCAGGGAGGAGGAUUUUCCAGCGAGGCUUUUAGCAACUUGGUGUUGGUUUAUUCGUCUCUGGUGCUCUUCAGCAUGAAGAUUGAGGAUUUAGACGUCAAGGUGCUGAUUGUGUCUGAGGUGACUGAAAUAGCCAAAUGGAUCAGCCAGAUCUGCUUCCACAGCCUGAUGGCCAGUAAGAAGGACCCUCUGGACUACCUGGACCGAGACUGGCUGACUGUGAUUCCCUCAGAGGAGGAAAAGUGUCUGUUGCGGUUCCCAUGUAUUAACCCUCUGGUUAGUCAGCUAAUGCUGAAGAGAGCUCCAUCCAUCCAGUGGCUCCUGGGGGCCUCUCUGUCUCAGCUGAUGGAGCUGCUCCCUGAGGUGCCACAUAAAGUUCUCAAGCUGUUCAGUGACACCACCUCCCUGUACCCACUGACCACAGAGCAGCCAGAGUCUCAGACAUUCAUCACUGAGACAAACCAACAGAGCAGUCCACCAAACAGCUCCUGGACCACCACUGCUCACCGCGAGCACGUGAACCCUGAUCCACAGCCAGAACCCCCCAUCGACCCCCACCCGGUACUAUUCUGUAGUGACCACGACACCAGCUUCCUGUUCGGAGCGGAUCGCGGCUUCUGUGAACCCGACCCAGAGUCGGUGGCGCAGGAGGGCAACACAGACUUCAGACUCGACCUGAGUUCUUCCUUCGGCAGCCCAGAUGUUCACCUCCAGAGGAGCUGGACCAGCAGAGAUCCAUGGCAAGAGGAGGACAGAGGCAGAGAGGAGGUGGCGUUUUCUGGCUGGAGACGCAGAGCUGGAGCAGUGGGGAGAGUUGUUGGAAGAGCAAACGGUGAGUGGGCCCAGAAGGCUCCGAACGCAGACGCUCCUGCAGUCCUCCACCUGGACAGUCCUUUCAAGCUGGACUCUGCGUUUAGUUACAGCCCCGUCCUGCAGCAGCCGGUCAACAGCCGGAUGUCCACGUACUCUACAGUCUACACCGACCCCCAGCGUCCAGAUAACCCCCACAUUUCCUAUGGUCCGAGCCCUCCCACACAGGCCACGCUGUGGAGUCAAAGUCAAAGCAGCUUCAACUGUCUCACAAAUGGUAGAGAGGCGACGGCUUUUUCAACCAACUAUGGCUCCAAAUGCUGGAUGGGACAAGAGAGGAAGAGGAGGGGCGAGGCUGCAGGUCUGGUUGGAACAGUGGUGACACCGGUGAAACGGGCGAGGUUAAGCUAUGAGAAGGUGCCCGGCAGAAGUGACGGACAGACCAGGCUGAAAUUGUUUUAGUCAUGAAUGCUGUGUUCCGGUGGCCUGUUUGAAAAGACAAGAACGUUUUGUUUAAUUCAAGUUAUUAAUUGCAUAGUUCGAGUCAUCAUUCAGGUGAAAUUACGUUUUACUUUGCCUGGUUUGAUUUUUUGGGAUAAAAUGUCUUUAUCUUUGGCAUAUAUUCUAUAUUUAAUAAGCAACAGUGCUCUUGUCCAUUCCUGUUCUUUUUGUUGUUGAAGAAUUCAAAA